AUGUUUAAGAAAGUCACCAGAUCCAUAGCUCAUCAGAUGGAUCCAGGAGGAGAACUGGUUCCAGUUCACAGCAUCUUAGACCAUGAAGAUUUCAAACCCCUCUGCCUAGUGAGAAGAAAGACAAAAGCCAUGUUCCGCUCCGGUCCCUCUUACAGACAGACAGGGUACAGCCUCAAUGACGUGCUGCUGCCUGAAGAAGAUGACGAAAGCACAGAGUCCCUCCUCAGCAGAGGUGACCAACUCGUAAUCCAAAGAAGCGCCAGCGACACAGCUGACGGCAGCCUGAGCCUCCAGGCUGACCCUGCAAGCGUGGAGAUGAAAGCAGCUGCCUCCUUGGCCGAAGCGUGGUCCAUCAAGCUGGAGAACAACCAGAUCCCAAUACCAAAACUGGAGGCACUGACAAAGAGAAAAAUGAAUGUGAAUCACUCCUUCAUUCAGCAAAUAAUGAAAACACAACAACACUUGUAUGUGGUGCACGAGGCAAUAGAAACCUCAGAGGAGACCAGAUAUGAGGAAUCCACCCACGCAGAGGGGAGCUUCAUGGCCCAGAUUUACGCCAAGCUUUGCGUGAAGGGCACCCAACAGAUCAAACAAAGCAUCACUAUCCCCAAGGGCUGCACCCUCGCCUUCAGGGUGAUCGAGCUGGCCAUUACAGAGGGAUCGUGGGGUCUUGUCUACAGCCCACAUGGAAAGAUAUUACGCAUCGUAUCUGAUGGUUUCUCACCACAAAAGUUAAGACGACUGAAGGAAGAAGUUCAGAACCACUGUCAAAUCCUUUCCCAGCUGUCUUCCGAUAUGUUCGUCACACUUUUAAAAGCCAUCAAAGCAGUGAUGAGAGACAGGAGCCUCUUUCAAGAACUGACCCACCAAAUGGAAGCAGUUCUUGGUGAAGUCGGUAGCUGUGAGCUCGAAACAGAAAGCCCAGACGUAAAAGACCUGCUCAGCAGCUUACAGCGCCUUCCGAGGUCUGUCCUCCUUCAGCUGGCAAGAACAAUCACCUACGCUCUCGACGCACUGGACGAGCUAACAGAGGAUCAGCAGCUGCUCUUGCUGGAGUCCUCGGAAGAGAAGAUCACAUCCCAACAGCUUCAGCUGGUUGCAAGCAUCUUGGAACACGAGCUAGGACGCAUCAGUCGGUGUUUCAGCGUGGAUGCUGGCUUGCUCUCCUUCUCACGAGAGGAGCAACAAAAAUUAACCAUUGCAGUGGUCGAGAUGAGCGGAGUGAAGCUCCAGAAAGACGGAUCUGCCACCUGCACAGAAGACGCCUUCUCAGCCGUAGCAGCCCUGUACGUGUCUCUGUACAUCCUUGAUCUUCUGAGUAACUCACAUUAG
Messenger RNA from Apaloderma vittatum (bar-tailed trogon), 1332 nucleotides. Its product is annotated as gasdermin-A-like. Gene Ontology annotation, molecular function: phosphatidylinositol-4,5-bisphosphate binding; phosphatidylinositol-4-phosphate binding; phosphatidylserine binding. The record is from RefSeq and is a predicted model, not a curated record. NCBI's taxonomy places the organism in Eukaryota, Metazoa, Chordata, Aves, Trogoniformes, Trogonidae. Bases 1 to 1332 code for a protein of 443 amino acids. Gene Ontology annotation, biological process: pyroptotic inflammatory response; defense response to bacterium. The transcript is spliced from 9 exons.